Panicum hallii is the source of this 1835-nucleotide messenger RNA. RefSeq names its product UPF0481 protein At3g47200-like. NCBI's taxonomy places the organism in Eukaryota, Viridiplantae, Streptophyta, Magnoliopsida, Poales, Poaceae. The record is from RefSeq and is a predicted model, not a curated record. The transcript has 2 exons. The coding region runs from base 248 to 1690 and encodes 480 amino acids.
CCUACAAGCCAAACCUUCCUCCUGGUGCUCUCUCCAGUCUUCACCAUCCCAGCUUUCAUCGAAGUGUGCGAUCCUCCCUGCCCCCUUUCACUUUAUUCUUCGCUCUGCUGCAUCUUGAUCCCUCUCAUCCUUUCCCAAAGCCUGCAAAGCUCGGCAACCUGCGCUGGCUGCAGUGCAUCGCUUGCGCUGGGAGAGCACAGGACGUCAGCACCACCCACUUUGCCGGUAGCUCGGCAGCAGCCUGACGAUGGCACCUCAUCCUACUCCUUCAUAUAUACCGUCAGCUGUGCAGCUCGUGCCGAAGCAGACUCAUCAGCAGCGGAGAGCGAGGCCGGACGAAAUGGCGACACGCCGGCGUGGCAGCAGGGUCGAGGAGAGCGCGUGGGUCGCGGAGGUGGAGGCCGCGGUGGUUGACGGCGGCGCGUCAGAGGAGGAGUCGGCGCGGUGGCGGCGGCAUUGCAUCUACCACGUGCCCGCGUGCAUCAAGGACCUGAACCCGAAGGCAUACCGGCCGCAGGUGGUGUCCCUGGGCCCGUACCACCACGGCGAGCCCCAGCUGCGCCCCUUGGACGCGCACAAGCGCCGCGCCCUGGUCCACUUCCUCCGCCGCGCGCGCCGGCCGCUGGCGGAGUUCGCGGCCGCGGUCGCUGGCGGGGCGGCGGAGGAGUACGAGCGGCUGGAGGGCGCGUACGAGGGGCUCGGAGGCGAGUGGCGCGGCGCCGCCGGCGAGGAGCGGUUCGUGGAGCUCAUGGUCACCGACGGGUGCUUCCUGCUGGAGGUGAUGCGGGCGGCGUCCGGCUGGGAGGUGAACGACUACGCCGCCGAGGACCCCGUCUUCAGCCCCCACGGCCUGCUCUACACUGUGCCCUACAUCCGCCGCGACAUGAUCAUGAUCGAGAACCAGCUCCCGCUGCUCGUCCUCGACCGCCUCCUCGCCGUCGAGACCGGCAAGGACGGGAACGAGGAGCUGAUCAACCGGAUGGUGCUGCUGUUCCUGUCGCCGACGGCGUGGCCGCUGACAACCGGCGUCGGGCUGGCGCUCCACCCGCUGGACGUCCUCCGCCGGAGCCUCCUCUACGGCCCGUCCCCCGCCCCGCGCGCGCCGCCGCCGCGGGACUCCUCGCCGGCGCCGCCCGACGACAUCAUCCGGUCGGCGGAGGAGCUGUACGAGGCCGGGGUCCGGUUCAAGCGCAGCGCGACGGGCAGCCUCCUGGACAUCCGCUUCCACCGGGGCACGCUCUACCUCCCGCCCAUCGCCGUCGACGACACCACCGAGUACAUGCUGCUGAACCUGAUGGCGUUCGAGCGGCUGCACGCCGGCGCCGGGAACGACGUCACGGCGUACGUGUUCUUCAUGGACAACAUGGUGGACACGGCGCGGGACGUGGCGCUGCUGACGGCGCGGCGGGUGGUGCACAACGCGGUGGGCAGCGACAAGGCGGUGGCGAGGCUGCUCAACGGGCUGUCCAGGGACGUGGUGCUGGAGCCGCAGAGCGCGCUGGACGGCGUGCACCGGGAGGUGAACGCCUACUGCCGGAAGCCAUGGAACCGGUGGCGCUCCAACCUCGUGCGCACCUACUUCCGGAGCCCGUGGUCGUUCCUCUCCCUCGCCGCCGCUGUCUUCCUACUCGUCAUGACCGUCUUGCAGACCGUCUACACCGUCGUGCCAUACUACAAGGACAACAGCUAGCUAGCUCUUGCUAUCACUAUAUAUAGCUUUUAUACGGUCUAGUUCUCAGAUCGAUGGAUUUCUUUUAUUUCCGUGAUUUCUAUCUAUGUAACAAACAACUAAUGUGCCUUCCUGCAACUCUCAUUGAAUUGAAGAACACAUAGUC